Messenger RNA from Strongylus vulgaris, 976 nucleotides. Lineage: Eukaryota; Metazoa; Nematoda; Chromadorea; Rhabditida; Strongylidae. The record is from the annotation of a GenBank genome assembly.
GUAUGCAGUAAAGUGGAAGACGGUAGAAAGUAAGUCCCGCUUAGCUCAGUCUUAAUUUUCAGAAAUCAUCUAUUUCAUUUAUUUGAGCUUCUACACGAAGUUGCUAGACCGCCUUCACAAACUGACUCUUGCCGUUGAGGGUAUCGAAGCAGCCUUCGGAGCCGAAAGAGAAAAGCGCGAAGCGGAGAAGCGGUCACUAGAAGAAAAAAUGGCUGCUAUCAAGAGAGCCAGUGAGGCCAGGGAAGCGCUGGCUGAUUUUUCUAUAGGGGGUGGUGCGCCAGUACCUCUUCCAGGUUUACCUCCAGCAAACAGAGGUGGUCGGCCCCGACUUGGUGAUUACAUGGAUUUCUAUCGGAACAAAAUGGCUGCAGGAGGCACUAACCCAACGGGGUAUGUGCCUCCGCCGCAUACGGGCCCCUAUCAACAACUCCCUGCGGUUGCUGGGGCUGCCCCAUAUUAUGGAGUUCACCCAGGACAGGCAACCCAGAUCCAAACUGGUCAUCCCGGCGGUUAUAUCGCACCACCAUCGCCAGCUCCUAGUAGUAUUCCAGACUCAUCCACAUAUCCGUACCAGCAUUUCCCGGAAGAGCAUGGUCGACCAUCUCCCAUGCUUCAACAGCACCCCUACUCACAAGUCUCACCAAUGCCUGCUACGUCCUACGCUGCUCAGGCAAUAGCUCACAAUCCAGCGUUGGGGCUGCCAGCGCACUUACAAGGAGCGCAAGCCCCCAAACUGCAAACAAUCACGCCUCCGCCGCAGAGUUACGCGCCACAACCUCAACUACCACAGAGCAACCAUACACAUGUCCCAGUAUCGGGACAGUAUCCGCCUGGGCAGUUUCAGCAGUAUCCUGGAUCAGGUGUGCCGACGCCUGCAGUAGCGACACCAAUUUCAUCUGUAAAUGCUCCUGCUCCUGUACCAUCGGGCCAGUGGAAUACUUCGCAACAGGUAAGCGUUAAAGCCGAAACUUCCUAG